GUGGUGGAUGGAUGGAUGGAUGGAUGGAUGGAGUGUUGAGGCUGGGCUGGCCUGAGCUGAAAAGAACAAAAGAAAGAAAAGGUGAAACGUCUGGGGGACGUGCACAUGUACAUAAUUUUUUUUUUGCUUUGCUUUCACGUUUGGCCGUUGGUGGGCGCCAUAGGCUAUCUACUCUCUACAUUUUAUUUCCCCCACCCCUGAUCCGCAUGUCAUGUAUAACUCACCGUCUGAUAACCAACCGAGACCUUUUUGCCCAUUCAAUUCCUAUUCCUCUCCGUAUUGUUCUGUUUCGACUAGCCUGCAGCAAAAGCGCAGAAGGGUGUUUGCUAGUGCAUGUCAUGGUGUGCGCCCUACACAGUACACGGGCAACGUGGGCGAAGAGAACAAGCUAUAAUCAAUAG
Messenger RNA from Periconia digitata, 401 nucleotides. NCBI's taxonomy places the organism in Eukaryota, Fungi, Ascomycota, Dothideomycetes, Pleosporales, Periconiaceae. The record is from the annotation of a GenBank genome assembly.